This is a messenger RNA of Cynara cardunculus var. scolymus (artichoke), 2145 nucleotides long. Its product is annotated as serine/threonine protein phosphatase 2A regulatory subunit B''beta-like. The transcript has 13 exons. Gene Ontology annotation, biological process: protein dephosphorylation. NCBI's taxonomy places the organism in Eukaryota, Viridiplantae, Streptophyta, Magnoliopsida, Asterales, Asteraceae. The record is from RefSeq and is a predicted model, not a curated record. Bases 38 to 1657 code for a protein of 539 amino acids. Gene Ontology annotation, cellular component: protein phosphatase type 2A complex. Gene Ontology annotation, molecular function: calcium ion binding; protein phosphatase regulator activity.
GAAUUCAGAGGUUGAUAAAGAAAUUGAUUUAGAAAUAAUGGAUAUGGAUUAUAAUGGGGAUGUGGGUUUUCUUGACCCUGAAUUGUUACAACUGAAUGAAGUGUCUCCUUUGGCUAUUAAGUCAAAUCCUUAUGUUGCCGAGAAGCUGUUCGAGCAAUGGCUUUCGCUUCCCGAAAGCACUCUUUUGGUGAAAUCUUUGUUUAACAAUGCUAAAGCGGGUGUUCCAUUGAAUGUCUCCGGAUCAGUUUCCAGCCCAAAGGCUUCUUCCAGCAAUUCRGCACCUUCCAUGUUUCCUGCUGGUAGCGCGCCUCCACUUUCGCCAAGAAGUUCAUCUGGUUCUCCACGUAUCACAAAACAAAGGGCAGSCCCAUCUGUUMUAGGUUCUCCUUUAAAAGUGYUGAGUGAGCCAGUGAAAGAGUUAAUACCUCAKUUUUACUUUCAGAAUGGUCRUCCACCCCCUAAUGAACUAAAAGAACGAUGCUUGUUUAGAAGUAACCAGUUUUUCUAUGGUCAUGCGGAUGGACUACAAUUGCAUGAAUUCAAGCCACUUACGAAGGAAAUUUGCAAACUGCCAUCGUUCUUCUCCACUGCGCUUUUUAAAAAGAUAGAUGUUGACGGCACUGGCAUUGUGACCAGGGAAGCGUUUGUUGAUUACUGGGUCAAUGGGAAUAUGUUAAUAAAAGAUACUGCCACCCAGAUAUAUACCAUAUUGAAGCAGCCUGAUUUGAGAUAUCUAACUCAGGAGGACUUCAAACCCAUACUCCGUGAACUAUUGACAACUCAUCCAGGUUUGGAGUUCUUACAGAGCACACCCGAAUUUCAGGAGCGAUAUGCUGAAACAGUAAUAUACAGAAUUUUUUACUACGUGAAUAGAGCGGGUGAUGCUCACCUUACCCUCAGGGAGCUGAAACGUGGAAAUUUAAUUGCUGCAAUGCAGCAUGCAGAUGAAGAAGAGGAUAUAAACAAAGUUUUAAGAUAUUUCUCUUAUGAGCACUUCUACGUAAUUUAUUGCAAGUUUUGGGAGCUGGACACAGAUCAUGAUUUUUUGAUUGAUAAAGAGAACCUUAUACGAUAUGGUAAUCAUGCAUUGACAUACAGAAUUGUUGACAGAAUAUUUUCCCAGGUACCAAGAAAGUUCACCAGUAAUGUUGAAGGGAAAAUGGGAUAUGAAGAUUUUGUUUAUUUCAUUUUGUCUGAAGAGGAUAAAUCAUCAGAGCCUAGUCUGGAGUACUGGUUCAAAUGCAUAGAUUUGGAUGGAAACGGUGUUAUUACAAAGAAUGAGAUGCAAUUCUUUUAUGAGGAACAGUUGCAUCGGAUGGAAUGCAUGGCCCAAGAACCUGUUCUUUUCGAGGACAUAUUGUGUCAGAUCGUUGACAUGAUUGGGCCAAAGGAUGAGGGGUAUUUUACCCUACGUGACAUGAAAGGAAGCAAACUUGCUGGCAGUGUUUUCAAUAUCCUUUUUAACCUUAACAAGUUCAUGGCUUUCGAAACUCGUGAUCCUUUUCUCAUUCGUCAGGAGCGUGAGAAUCCAACUUUGACAGAAUGGGACCGGUUUGCACAUCGGGAGUAUAUUAGGCUCUCAAUGGAGGAAGAUGCUGAGGAUGCCUCCAAUGGUAGCGCAGAUGUGUGGGAUGAAUCUCUUGAGGCCCCCUUCUGAGCUAUAUAUAGUCUGGAAAGCUGCACUUUAAGGAGAAAUUGAAGAAUUCUUGAAUUGAAGUCUGUGGGCAAAACAGAAGGCUGUAAAGUUUGUGGGAUUUGUCACCAAGUAUGGUCAACAUCUUCUACUGGUGGUGAGAGCAGAAAGUAAGUUCAAUUUUCCAGCCAAGAAAAAAAAGGGUUCCAAGUUGCAUUUGCAUGGAAGAAGUUACUCUCUCAGGUGCUUUAAUUGGAAGCAUAUAGUGUUUUGGCAACUUGUGUUUUUCUUUUUCUUUUUGUAUUUCACUUCUACCAAUAGAUGUUAUGCCUCUCUUCUUCUUCUUUUGUUACAAUCUGUGCAUCAGGCAUUUUCUGAAUCUGGUCUAGUCAGGUUGUUGUUCAAAUUCUAAUAUUUAAUUUCUUCAGUUUCCUUCCCUUUGAAACACUUGUGAUUUUUCUCCUGGGACUGGAUUAGUGUUUGUAUUUAAUAUAUAUGUUGUUACACUUUAA